This is a messenger RNA of Penicillium bovifimosum, 606 nucleotides long. RefSeq lists its product as uncharacterized. NCBI's taxonomy places the organism in Eukaryota, Fungi, Ascomycota, Eurotiomycetes, Eurotiales, Aspergillaceae. The coding region runs from base 1 to 606 and encodes 201 amino acids. The transcript has 2 exons. The record is from RefSeq and is a predicted model, not a curated record. Gene Ontology annotation, molecular function: acyltransferase activity, transferring groups other than amino-acyl groups.
AUGUCCCUAGAAAUCCACCCAGCCGACCCCACCGACGCGUCCGCGCUAACAGAACUCUUCUACGCCGCCUUCACCGGCCCCUUCAACGAAAGAAUGUUCCCACGCGCACCAGACGUAACAGAAUGGUGGGAGAAGAAUUUCCACGACAGCAUCGCGGGCUCCAUCGCCGGCACAAGCAACGAGGUGAAUCUCAAAGUGACGUCAGGGUCGACGAUAGUCGCGUUCGCGCGAUGGAAGGUUCCCGGCGCAGAUCAGGAUCGACAUGAAGAGGUUGAAGUGAAUUGGGCGCCGAGUUGUGAUAAGGAGCUUUGUGAGAGGUUUUUCUCCGGCAUGGAGAGUCAGCAUAGGGUUUUGUUGGGGGGGAGGAGGCAUUAUUAUCUGGAUAUGCUUGGCGUUCAUCCGUCGCAGAAGGGACGUGGGCUGGGCUCGAAGUUGCUGAAAUGGGGCCUUGAGAGGGCUGAUGCUGAGGGGUUGGAGGUUUACUUGUCUGCGUCGCCGGAGGGAAGGCCGAUGUAUGAGAAAUAUGGGUUCCGGGUUGUUGAUGUUCUUGUGCCGUGUCCUGGGUACGAGCAGGCGGCGAUGCUACGAGCGCCUUACGGGCGAUAG